GUUUGCUGGAAUGGGUAACCUGCUAAAAGUCCUUACAAGAGAAAUAGAGAACUAUCCGCACUUUUUCCUGGACUUUGAAAGUAAGUCUGCAGUCUGAGUGGAGCGUCAUGUGUGGAGGGGGGUGAAGCCUAACCUGCUCCUGUCUCCUCUCUGUCAGCCGAUUUCUGCGCAAGACGAAACAAAACAAAGAAAAAAAACCUGGUUUCGCUCUCUCUGCUUCUGCGCUUCUUCCUCCUUUCUCGGCACAGCUCUGACCUCCUGCUCUGUUUAUGACUCUUUUUUUUUUUAACGUAAACUCCUUCUCUUCCUUUCCCUGUGUUUUUCCUUUCUUCAUGUCUUGCAGAAACCAAAUGGGGAAUCUGUUAAAAGUGCUCACUUGCACAGAGCUUGAACAGGGACCAAACUUUUUCCUUGACUUUGAAAAUGCACAGCCGACAGAAGGCGAGCGUAAGGUGUGGAACCAGGUGAACUCGGUCCUGCAGGACUCUGAGAACAUCCUGACGGGGCUGCAGGGGUACAAAGGGGCGGGGCUGGAGAUCAGAGAUGCCAUCCAGAAUCCCAAUGACAUGUCGCUGCAGGAGCGAGCCUGGAACUCCGUCUGUCCGCUGGUCAUCAAACUCAAGACCUUCUACAGUUUCUCCCUCAGACUAGAGGAGGCUUUGAAGAGUUUGCUGAAGUCGCUUACUUGCCCGCCCCUCACUCCUACUCAGCAUCUGGAGAGGGAGCAGGCGCUGGCCAAACAGUUCGCCGAGAUCCUCCACUUCACUCUGCGCUUUGACGAGCUCAAGAUGAGGAUUCCUGCCAUCCAGAACGACUUCAGCUACUACAGGAGGACCAUCAGUCGGAACCGGAUAAACAACAUGAAUUUGGACAUUGAAAAUGAAGUCAACAAUGAGAUGGCCAACCGGAUGUCUCUGUUCUACGCUGAGGCCACGCCCAUGCUGAAAACACUGAGCACCGCGACAACAAACUUUGUGUCGGAGAACAAAACUCUUCCACUGGAGAACACGACAGAUUGCCUCAGCACCAUGGCCAGCGUGUGUAAGGUCAUGCUGGAGACGCCGGAAUAUUCGAGUCGCUUCAGCAGCAAGGACACACUCUUGUUUUGCAUGAGGGUGAUGGUGGGAGUGAUCAUCCUUUACGACCACGUCCAUCCAAACGGCGCUUUCACCAAGUCCUCCAAGAUCGAUAUGAAAGGCUGCAUAAAGGUGCUGAAGGACCAGCCGGUCGACAACGUCGAAGGACUUUUGAACGCUCUCAAAUUCACAACCAAACACCUGAACGACGAGUCCACUCCAAAAAACAUCCAGUCGAUGCUCCAGUAACAUUUUCUUUUUCUUUUUAUAAAUAUUGAUAUGAAGAGGAUCACUCUGCUGACCUCAGACAAGAUGUAAAUGUUUACAUUAUUUUAAAAAAAAUGGUUUGUUGUUCAUACUUGUGUGUAUUGUGCAAAAAUCCUACACUCCAGUUUAUUUUAGCCCUGCAGAUUUUAUUACUUUCUACUUCCCCGCCACACAAAAAACCAAAUAAAACUCAGAAGCGUCCCCGUGAAGGGCUUUUUGAAGCUGCCUGUUGAUAACGUUCGCCUUCCCGGAUGGUGGAAAAUCAUCUCUGAACGCUGCUGCACAUGAGCAAGGCAGCGUAAGAAUCCCAGCUGACAAUGAAAUUUAAUGUUGAGCUUCAUAUGAGAUUCUUCUGAUGCAGAAUAAAUAUUUGUUUUUGGGA
Messenger RNA from Gambusia affinis (western mosquitofish), 1725 nucleotides. RefSeq names its product family with sequence similarity 49 member A (gene cyria). Gene Ontology annotation, biological process: regulation of actin filament polymerization. NCBI's taxonomy places the organism in Eukaryota, Metazoa, Chordata, Actinopteri, Cyprinodontiformes, Poeciliidae. The transcript is spliced from 10 exons. The record is from RefSeq and is a predicted model, not a curated record. Bases 270 to 1325 code for a protein of 351 amino acids. Gene Ontology annotation, molecular function: small GTPase binding.